This is a messenger RNA of Diospyros lotus (date-plum), 363 nucleotides long. RefSeq lists its product as uncharacterized. The coding region runs from base 1 to 363 and encodes 120 amino acids. The transcript has a single exon. Lineage: Eukaryota; Viridiplantae; Streptophyta; Magnoliopsida; Ericales; Ebenaceae. The record is from RefSeq and is a predicted model, not a curated record.
AUGGACUGCUUAGUUCUGCCCGCGGCAAUCCUGAAACGCCGGCUGUCGGGCUAUCGGCAUCUGUCCGAGGAAUCUUCCGGUGAUUCGGUGACGGUGGUGACCGGCAAGGAGCGAAGAGAGUUUGUGGUCGACCCAUUUGUUCUGGAAGAAAACCCUUUUCGGAUCAUGAUCGAUUUGCUCACGAAGAAAGGGAAGAAGGGAAUUAGAGUUGAGAUGAACAGUAGGGGAAAGAGGGUGAUUUUCGUGGAUGUGGAUACCAUCUUGUUCGAGCACAUGCUUUGGUUGAUGAACAAUGAUUUUUCUUCGUUUCUGCAGCUCAAUCAUCUCAAAGAGAUUAUUGAAUUUUAUGCUCAAGAUGGCUAG